AUGGUAGAAGAGAUUAUCUAUCUAUCUAUCUAUCUAUCUAUCUAUCUGUCAAUCAUCCAAAUGCUCAAGAGAAGAAGUAAAAUGAAGAGGUCGAAGGCCCCACCAGAAGAGGCCCAAGGCCCCACCAGAAGAGGUCAAAUGUUCCACCAGAAAAGGUUCAAGGUCUCACCAGAAGAGGUCGAAGGUCCCAGCAGAAGAGGUCAAAGGUCCCACCAGAAAAGGUUCAAGGUCUCAUUAGAAGAGGUCCAAGGCACUACCAGAAGAGGUCCAAGGUCCCACCAGAAGAGGUCAAAUGUCCCACCAGAAGAGGUCCAAGGCCCCACCAGAAGAGCUCCAAGGCCCCACCAGAAGAGGUCCAAGGUUCCACCAGAAGAGGUCCAGGGCCCCACCAGAAGAGGCCAAAUGUUCCACCAGAAAAGGUUCAAGGUCUCACCAGAAGGGGUCGAAGGCCCCACCAGAAGAGGUCAAAGGUCCCACCAGAAAAGGUUCAAGGUCUCACCAGAAGAGGUCCAAGGCCCACCAGAAGAGGUCAAAGGUCUCACCAUAAGAGGUCGAAGGCCCCACCAGAAGGGUCAAAGGUCCACCAGAAAGGUUCAAGGUUCACCAGAAGAGUCCCCCACCAGAAGAGGCCAGAAAAAGGUUCAUGGUCUCACCAGAAGAGGUCAAGGCACCACUAGAAAAGGUCAAGGUCCCACCAGAAAAGGUUCAUGGUCUCCUGGGAAUAGGUCCCCACCAGAAAAAAGUUCAGGUCUCACCAGAAGGGUCCCCCACCAGAAGAGGUCAAAUGUCCCACCAGAAAAAAAGUUCAAAGUCACACCAGAAGAGGUCGAAGGCCCCACCAGAAGGUCUCACCAGAAGGGUCAAAGGCCCCACCAGAAGAGUCAAAUGUCCCACCAGAAAAAAGUUCAAGGUCACACCAGAAGGUCUCACCAGAGGAGGUCCAAGGUCCCAACAGAAGAGGUUCCAAGAAAAGGUUCCUCACCAGAAGACGUCAGAAAACCCCACCAGGAGAUGUCAAGGUCCCAACAGAAGAGGUCAAAUGUUCCACCAGAAAAAGUUCAAGGUCUCACCAGAAGACGUCGAAGGCCCCUGGGAGAUGUCCAAGGUCCCAACAGAGGGUCAAAGGUCCCACCAGAAGAGGUCCAAGGUCCCACCAGAAGAGGUCAAAUGUCCCACCAGAAAAAGGUCUCACCAGAAGAGGUCCAAGGCCCACCAGAAGAGGUCAAAGGUCUCACCAGAAGAGGUCGAAGGCCCCACCAGAAGAGGUCAAAGGUCCCACCAGAAAAGGUUCAAGGUUUCACCAGAAGAGGUCGAAGGCCCCACCAGAAAGGUCAAAGUGUUUACCACCAAAAAGGUUCAUGGUCUCACCAGAAGAGGUCCAAGGCCCACCAGAAGAGGUCAAGGUCUCACCAGAAGAGGUCCCCCCAAGAAGAGUCAAAAGGUCCCACCAGAAAAGGUUCAGGUUUCACCAGAAGAGGUCGAAGGCCCCACCAGAAGAGGACAAAGGUCCCACCAGAAAAGGUUCAUGGUCUCACCAGAAGAGGUCCAAGGCACCACUAG
Molecule: messenger RNA, 1560 nt
Organism: Acanthosepion pharaonis
Lineage: Eukaryota; Metazoa; Mollusca; Cephalopoda; Sepiida; Sepiidae
Source: the annotation of a GenBank genome assembly